AUGGCGGUGACCGAUGAUGGCUUCGAGGCUCUCCUCGAGCCUUUCUACAACGGGAAGAAGCUCACGGAUCCGAUUUCCACGGCUAGCGACAAAUUCCAGCUGCUCCCUGCGUUUCUGAAGGUGAAAGGUCUUGUGAAGCAGCAUAUUGAUUCGUACAACUUCUUCGUCGAUCAUGAAAUCAAGGAAAUCCUCAAGGCCAACAGGACCGUCAGAAGCGAUGUCACGGGCUCUUUCUUCAUCGAGUUCUUGGACAUCCGGGUUGAGAUGCCCGAUCGUCCAGACUUCAACGAGUUUCGAGUGGUCAAUGAGAUUACCCCCCAUGAAUGUCGGCUACGUGACAUGACCUAUUCCGCCAAGAUUCUCGUGGAUAUCGCCUAUCCUCGAGAAAAGGUGCGGGUUGUCCGCCGCAAUGUUGAGCUUGCCCGCAUGCCUGUCAUGCUUCGAAGCAACAAGUGCCGUCUUUAUGGUGCCAACAACGCGCAGAUGGCGAAGAUGAACGAAUGUCCUCUGGAUCCUGGCGGCUAUUUCAUCGUGAACGGAACGGAGAAGGUCAUCCUUGUCCAGGAACAGCUUAGCAAGAAUCGAGUAAUCGUGGAGGCAGAUGAGAAGAACCACAUCAUCUCUGCUUCGGUAACCAGUUCGACACAUGAGCGUAAAUCCAAGACCUACGUCAUGCUCAAGAAAGAUCGCCUGAACCUUGUACACAACGUUUUGGUAGAGCCGGUCCCCAUCAUCAUUGUCUUGAAAGCGCUUGGUGGUCUUUCGGAUUUCGAGAUCAUGCAGCUCGUUGCUGGCACCGAUGGAAGAUUCCAGGACGACUUUGUCGUCAAUUUUGAGGAGGCGGCGAAGGUCGGAGUAGCCACUCAACAUCAGGCGCUCGACUACAUUGGAGCAAGAGUAAAGAUGGGUGGCAGGAACAAGCCGGGAGGCACAGGUCUGCCGCAACCCAGACGAAGCAAUGUGGAAGAAGGUCUGGACGCUCUCGCGAACAUUAUCAUUGCCCACAUUCCCGUGGAAGGUCUCGACUUCUUCCCGAAAGCCAUCUACAUAGCACUCAUGACGCGACGUGUGCUGAUGGCGCACUACAACCCGAAAUUGGUCGAUGACAGAGAUUUUGUUGGCAACAAGAGAUUGGAGUUGGCCGGUCAGCUUUUGUCUCUGUUAUUUGAAGAUCUGUUCAAGAAAUACUUGACCGACCUCAAAUUUGCGUGCGAUAACAUCCUGAAAAAGAACCACCGCGCAGCAUUCGAUCCUCUACAGCACAUCAGCUCGUUGGGCCGCCACAUCACCGAUGGUAUGAAUCGGGCAAUCCAGACCGGAAACUGGAGCGUGAAGCGUUUCAAGAUGGAAAGGGCUGGUGUUACGCACGUCCUCAGUCGACUGAGUUACAUUGCUGCUCUCGGAAUGAUGACCCGGAUAAGCAGUCAGUUCGAGAAGACACGAAAGGUCAGUGGUCCUCGUGCACUUCAACCAUCGCAGUGGGGUAUGUUGUGCCCCUCGGACACACCUGAGGGUGAGGCCUGUGGUUUGGUCAAGAACCUCGCCUUGAUGACACACAUUACGACAAACAUCGACGAGGAACCCGUCAAGCGAUGGGUCUACACACUGGACUCCGGAGUCGAGCCUCUGCGGUGUUUCUCAGGAGCAGAAAUCCACAAGCCUGGCACAUAUAUUGUACACAUCAACGGUACUCCAUUUGCCCUCACUCGAUUCCCCAAAAGAUUUGCUGCAAAAUUCCGCACCAUGCGUCGCAGAGGAUGGGUUUCUCCCUUCGUCAGUAUCAACGUCAAUACUCAUCUAUCUGCUGUCCAUAUAGCGACAGAUGAGGGCAGAAUUUGCCGGCCUUAUAUCAUUGUGAAGAAUGGAGAAGCCAAGAUCAAGGCGAGCCAUCUGAGAAUGCUGCAGGCUGGAAAGGCUACAUUUGACGAUUUUCUCACUCGAGGAAUUGUCGAGUAUCUCGACGUCAACGAAGAGAACGACUGUCUGGUGGCUCUUUCGGAGAAGGACAUUACGAAGGCAUCGACGCAUGUUGAAAUCGAACCCUUCACAAUCCUAGGAGCAGUCGCAGGUCUGAUUCCCUUCCCUCACCACAACCAGUCACCCAGAAACACCUACCAGUGCGCUAUGGGUAAACAAGCGAUCGGAGCUAUCGCCUAUAACCAGUUCAAUCGCAUCGAUACGCUGUUGUACACCCUUGUAUACCCUCAGCGGCCCAUGGUCAUCUCUAAGACUAUCGAGCUCAUCAACUAUGACAAGCUACCCGCUGGCCAAAACGCCACAGUUGUGGUCAUGUCUUACUCUGGAUAUGAUAUCGAGGAUGCUCUGGUUCUUAACAAGGCAUCGCUAGACCGCGGUUUCGGGAGAUCUCAAGCCUUCCGCAAAUACACCGCGGAGCUCAAUAAGUACCCCAAUGGCACACGCGACCGAAUUGGAGAUAAAGACCCCGCUCAAGCCGACGAUAGGCACGCGGCCUUGACCAGCGAUGGACUCGCGGAUGUAGGCUGGAAACUGAAUAGCGGAAAUGUCCUCAUCAAGAAGGAAAGCCCGACUGACACCACUCCCGGAAUCGGUAAAGAAAGGAGGUCAGAUGAGUAUAGGGAGGCUCCUGUUUCGUUCAAGUUGUACGAUGGUGCAAUUGUUGACAAAGUCAUGGUAACGCAAACAACCUACGAAACACAACUCAUCAAAGUGCAAACGAGACAGACACGACGUCCCGAGUUGGGAGACAAGUUCUCGUCACGCCACGGUCAAAAGGGUGUUGUCGGCAUCAUUGUCGAUCAAGAAGACAUGCCGUUUUCAGACACUGGGCUGUGUCCCGAUAUUAUCAUGAACCCUCACGGUUUCCCCUCCCGUAUGACGGUCGGUAAGCUUCUCGAAUGUCUCACAGGCAAAGCUUCUAUCAUUCGAGGUCGCAAAGAUUUCGGCUACGGUGACGCAUUCCGAUCCCAUCCUUUAGAAGAGAUGAGCAGGAACCUCGUUGAGGCUGGUUUCUCAUGGGAGGGCAAAGAUUACUUCACAUCAGGCAUCACCGGUGAGCCGCUCCAGGCUUAUAUCUUCAACGGGCCCAUCUUCUACCAACGCCUGAAGCACAUGGUGCAAGACAAGAUGCAUUCCCGCUCCAGAGGUCCCAGGGCGAUCCUCACACGGCAGCCCACGGAAGGUCGAUCAAGGGAUGGUGGUCUUCGUCUAGGAGAAAUGGAGCGUGACUGUCUCAUUGCCUAUGGUGCCUCGCAACUCCUUCUGGAACGUCUCAUGAUCAGCUCUGAUGGAACAGACGUCGAUAUUUGCCAGAAAUGUGGGCUUUUCGGUUACAGAGGCUACUGCAGUACGUGCCGCACAAGCCGCGAGGUUGCAAAGAUGACGAUGCCUUACGCUGCCAAACUCCUGGUGCAGGAGCUGAUCAGUAUGAACGUUGGCGUGCGGCUGCAGCUAGAGGACGAGUUCCCUCACCCAAAGUAG
Molecule: messenger RNA, 3459 nt
Organism: Neoarthrinium moseri
Lineage: Eukaryota; Fungi; Ascomycota; Sordariomycetes; Amphisphaeriales; Apiosporaceae
Exons: 3
Coding region: 1-3459 (1152 amino acids)
Biological process (GO): DNA-templated transcription
Cellular component (GO): RNA polymerase III complex
Molecular function (GO): DNA binding; DNA-directed RNA polymerase activity; ribonucleoside binding
Source: RefSeq, a predicted model, not a curated record